GCGCCCAACAUGACCUCGCACGUCCUGCACCGCGCUCGCAGCAGCAUCCAGCACCUCUUCUUGGACUGGCAGCGGGGGGCUCUGUACUGGCUGGCUCCUGGGCAGCCCCUGCAGCAGCUCAGCCUGGCGGGGGGGGACCCGCAGGAUGCCUGGAACGAGACCUGGCCUGGAGAGCUGCCCGUGGCCAUGGACAGCAGGGCCUUCACCCUGCUCUGGAGCUCAGCCCUGGGCCUGAGGGCGCUGAGCCUGACCAAACGGCAAGCGGUCACCCUGGCGCCCAGCUGGCCCCAUGGCCUCGUGGCUGCCUUCGAGCCCUACCUGGUGUCUGUCAACAAGACGUCUCUGCUGCUCUGGGACCGGCGGACGCUGGCCCUCGUGCUGGCCGUGCCAGCAGAAGGCGUGCAGGGAGCGGUGGCCUUCGUGGAGCUGGAGCUGCCUGCAGUGCCAACGAGCAGAGCGCCUGCCCUGCCGCUCCAUCCACCCGUGACGACCGCGUCGAGGACGAGCACGAGCCCUGCCUCGAGGACAAGCCCGGCCACCACCUCCACCACACGACCUCCACCACCACGCAAGACGACCACCGCUGCGCCUCCCACCACAGCGCCAACCACCUCCAGCACGUCCACGCCGGCCAAAACCACCCCUGCACCAACCACCACCACCACCACGUCCACCCCAACCACCACCUCUGCGCCCGCCACCACCCAAACAACAUCAACCAAGGUCCCCUCUGUGCGGUCACCCACCACGAGGAGCUCCAGCACCACCACGAGGAGCACCACGAGCACCACCACCCUGUCCGUGCCACCCCAGCCCGCUGCCCCACGGCUAACCACGAGCACGCAGCACCCAGCCAGCCCUGCACGCCCCCUCCCCGCCGUCCCCCACCUCUCCUGCCCUCGCACACACGUGCCCUGCCGUGACGGCACCGAGUGCGUGGCGCAGGAGUACGUGUGUGACGGGGAGAGGGACUGUGCGGAUGGCUCUGACGAGGAUGGCUGUGCCCAGCUCUGCGACACCCCAGGGGCCUUCCACUGCGUGAGCGGCGCCACGUGUGUCGGGGCGGGCGAGCGGUGCGAUGGGGUGCCGCAGUGCCCCGACGCCUCGGACGAGGCGGGCUGCUGGAGCCCCACGCCGGACUGCGCCCUGCGCUGCGACGCCGCCACCCGCUGCGUCCCCGAGAGCUGGCUGUGCGACGGCCACGCCGACUGCCUGGACCGUGCCGACGAGCAGCGCUGCGCGCCCAAGGAGUGCAGCCCAGCCGAGUUCCCGUGCCGCAGCGGGCAGUGCGUGGCCCUGUCCCUGCGCUGUGAUGGGGACCGGGACUGCCGGGAUGGCUCGGAUGAGGAGGGCUGUGCGGUGCCGCGGCCCCUGCUGUGCCGCGCGGGUGAGGUGGCGUGUCCCCGCAGCAGGCAGUGCGUGCCCCAGGCCUGGCGCUGCGACGGGGACACCGACUGCGAGGACGGCACGGAUGAGGAGGACUGUCCCCAGGAGGAAGGGCCGUGCCGUGACCAGCAGUGGGGCUGCUCCCGGGACCACGAGUGCGUCCCCAGCGCCUGGCGGUGCGACGGAGAGGCGGACUGCAGGGAUGGCAGCGACGAGGCCAGCUGCCAGCCCGCUCCGUGUCCGAGCCACGAGUACCCCUGCGGGCUGGGGGUCUGCCUCAACGUCUCCCUGGUGUGCAGCGGGCAGCAGGACUGCGUGAACGGCUCAGACGAGGGGGGGAACUGCUCCCUGCCCUGCCAGCUACGCUGCUCACAACUCUGCCACCCUUCACCCCAGGGCCCCCGAUGCUACUGUGCCCCUGGCUAUCGGCUGGCUGAGGACGGCCUGACCUGCGUGGACAUAGAUGAGUGCACGGAGUGGGGUGAGCGAGCCUGCAGCCAGACCUGCCUCAACGCCCCGGGGUCCUACAGCUGCAGCUGCCUCCCUGGCUACCUGCUGGAGCCCGACGGCCGCGUCUGCAAGCUGGGUGGACCAGAGCCCGUGCUGCUGGUGGCCGUGCAAUCAGAGGUGCUGUCCUACGGCCUGCGGAGCGGGCGCGAGGAGGUGCUGCUGGCCACCGACAAGGAGCGCAUCGUCUUCUCGCUCGACUAUGACCCAGUGGAGAGGAAAGUUUUCUGGAUGGAUCUGGCCACGGAGAGCAUCAGCUGGCAGGGCCUCGACUCGGGCAAGAAGGGCACGUUGGUGAAAGGGGUGAGGUCAGACUGCAUCGCUGUGGACUGGCUCGGGAGGAACCUGUACUGGACGGACGGGGCAGCGGGGCAGGUGCUAGCCACCCGGCUGGGGGCUGCCUGGCGAGGGAAACCAGAGUACACCGUGGUGCUGGAUGGAGACAUGGACCAGCCCCACUCCCUGGUGCUCCAGCCUCUAGCAGGGGUGCUGUACUGGUCCGAGGUGGGGAGCCUCCCCCGCCUGAUGGAGGCCACCAUGGACGGGAGCCGGCGGCACGUGCUGCUGGCCCAGGGGCUGGGCUGGCCCACGGCGCUGGCCCUUGACCUCCCCGCCUCGAGGAUCUUCUGGCUGGAUGAGAAACUGAGCAGCCUGGGUUCCGCACGCCUGGACGGCACGGACGUGAGGGUGCUGCAGCUGGGCUGGGUCCGGAGCCCCUUUGCCGCAGCAGUGUGCGAGGGGCAGCUCUACUGGUCGGAGAGGAAGACGUGGUCAGUGCUGCGGGUGGACAAGGCUGCUGGCAAGAACAGGACCGUGCUGCUCAAGCGGACACGGGCAGCCCCACGGCCUCCAGGUGAUACACCCAGCCCUGCGCCCGGCGGUCCCCAACCCGUGCGCGGCACGUGGCUGCUCCCACCUGUGCCUGCUGAGUGCCCGGCACUCUGGGCAGUGCCGCUGCCCUGCCGGGCUGACCCUGGCUGCCGAUGAGACCACCUGCCUGCCCCU
Anas platyrhynchos (mallard) is the source of this 2898-nucleotide messenger RNA. The record is from RefSeq and is a predicted model, not a curated record. Lineage: Eukaryota; Metazoa; Chordata; Aves; Anseriformes; Anatidae.